UUUAAAGAUAGAGCUGUAACUAUAUAAAGAAGAGAAAGACUGACAGAAACAGAAAAUGCCUGAUAAGUGUUAUUUGUGUCUGCUGGGACUGAUCAUUCUCUGCUCACUUCUCACAGGUAAAGAAAAACUGUUUAUUCUGGAGAGUGUUGUUUGCAUUAAGUGAGAAAAAAGGUUUUGAAUCUUCUGCUUUUUGUACUUGUAUGAUUUAUGUCUUCAUUUAUUAAUAAUGAAUGUACUGUGUUUCAGGUACCGGUGGAAUGGAUGAUGCUCAUGUGUUCAUCAGUUCUGAUGAAAAUGUCCGUCUGCCCUGUAAUAAUGCUCUUUCUGACUGCAAAUCAACUACAUGGAUCUAUAGCACAUCCAGGCAUUCAAAGGCAGCUGAACUGACUUUUUUAGGGAUAAAGAAUGAAGACACAGGGAGACAUGAGAGACUGUUUCUGGGGUCUGACUGCUCUCUGAACAUCAAGAAUGUCACAAAAGAAGAUUAUGGAUUUUACACCUGCAGACAAUAUGUAAAUAAACAAAAACAAGGAACUGAUGCACAUAUUUAUCUGCAUGUUCUUCAUGUUUCACUGUCUCCAUCAUCAUCAUCAUCAUCAUCAUCAUCAUCAUCAUCAUCAUCCUCACAGACUGAGAUCAGUUCAGGUCGCUCUGUGACUCUCUCCUGCCAGUUGUAUUCAUAUACUGGAUUCUCCUGUGAUGAUUGGUCCCAUUCUAAGGGACUUCAGCUGUUGUGGGUGAAUCAGGCUGGUGUUGAUCUGAAGACAGACUCCAGAUAUCAGAUAUUAUUCUCAUCAAAUCGCUGUAUCAUCACUCUGACCACAACACUCCUGAAUGAAGAUGACAACAGAGAGUUGAGAUGUCAGCUUACUCUCAGAAAUCAAGUUAAGACCUCAGUCAGAUACACUGUCAAGUAUUCAGUUCAAGAUGAUUCAACGACAGCAGUGAUUCCAGUCCACAUCACAAACUCUCAGGAUCCUUCAACUAUAAACACACAUGUAUCUAAAGCUCAAGAUGAUUCAAUGACAGCAGUGAAUCGAGUUCACAUCACGGUCUUAACAAUAAACACACCAGAAAUUUCAAGACAAGAUGAAGCAUCUGAACAUUCAUCUUCUGCAGUCGAUUCAACAACACUGAUUCCAGUCAGCAGCUCAAACUCUGAGAAGAAAUCAAGCCAAACGACAGCAGCAGGUUCAUGAUCACAUGAUCACUGUCACACAUCAUCAGUCUCUCACUUCAGCGGUUUGCACUGGCUCUUAAAAACUGGUUUAUCAUCACAAAA
Megalobrama amblycephala (Wuchang bream) is the source of this 1282-nucleotide messenger RNA. RefSeq lists its product as uncharacterized. Gene Ontology annotation, molecular function: MHC class II protein binding; protein tyrosine kinase binding. The coding region runs from base 231 to 1199 and encodes 322 amino acids. Gene Ontology annotation, biological process: T cell activation; interleukin-15-mediated signaling pathway; positive regulation of ERK1 and ERK2 cascade. The transcript has 5 exons. Lineage: Eukaryota; Metazoa; Chordata; Actinopteri; Cypriniformes; Xenocyprididae. The record is from RefSeq and is a predicted model, not a curated record. Gene Ontology annotation, cellular component: external side of plasma membrane; membrane raft.